UUAUAUAUCAUAGUCCACUUUGGUUGCUAUGCUAGAAAUAUAUAUAUAAGGCAGAGCAACCAGGCGGUUAGUUAGUUAACAGUAUUGAAGAAGAAUAAACCAAUACGUUACAUUGGCGACGAGAGAAAAAUGAAUAAGCCACCAGAGUUCAACAUUGAAGAUUCCUGGCCGAUUUACCAGGAGCGCCUGGAAAGAUUCUUCGUGGCGUACGAUUUGGACGACGAUGAAAAGCAAGCUGCCCUUCUUUUAACUUCGGUUUCCGUCGAAGUGUACCAAAUCGUGCGCGAUCUGUGUUUUCCGAGUAAACCAGAAGAAAAAACGUUUAAUGAACUCUGUGGUGUUUUACGGCAACGCUUUAUGCCGACAGUGGUUGUUUUUCGGGAACGCUCGAUUUUCUUUGAAGCGCGUCAAGGGGACACCGAAACAAUCGUGGAAUGGGCAACUCGUUUAAAGAAGCUGUCGAGCAGUUGCGAGUUUGGAGGCAAUUUGAAUGAAAUGGUUAAGAACAUGUUCGUAGUGGGAUUACGCCGUGGUCCAGUUUUUGAUCGCAUUUGUGAAGAAGAAAUCUCAGCAACCUACGAUCAAUUGGUGAAAUUGGCAAUGAAAAAGGAAGCGACUCUUUUACAACGUGGUACAGUUUUUCGAAUUCAAAAAGCAAAUACCAAGAUUGAAAGGCCAAAGAAAGAAGAACUGAAAUGUUUUAGUUGUGGAAAAGGAGACCACGAUUUUCGAAAAUGCCAGUAUAAAAAUUACGUUUGCAAAUUUUGUAAGAAAAAAGGACAUUUGGGCAAAGUGUGCACUGCCAAGAAUUAUUCGUCGGAAAAGAAACAUGAACAGAAAUCGCCAAAGAUAAGUCAUUUACGUUUAAAUAACGUCGAAUAUCUCCCGCCUGUAUUGCAAGAAGUUUUCGUAAACAAGAGAUCAAUUGAAUUUGAAGUAGAUACCGGAAGCCCUGUGAAUGCAAUUUCAAAAGCAUUAUUCGACAACCUAUUUCCUUACGAAACGUUAAAAACCGAUGUGAAAGAAGAGUUUUUGUGCUAUAACGGUAGUGUUUUCCGUGCUCUUGGAAAGUUUGUGGCUGAAAUGAAGUUCAAAAAUCACGUAUCCAAGGAGGAAAUUUUCGUUUUCGAUGGAAAUCGACACCCAUUGCUUGGAAGACAAACGAUGUCUAGAUGGGGAGCAUACUUCAGGAGCUACAUUCUGCUCAUCUUGGAAUAG
This is a messenger RNA of Anopheles darlingi, 1218 nucleotides long. RefSeq lists its product as uncharacterized. Gene Ontology annotation, molecular function: zinc ion binding; nucleic acid binding. The transcript is spliced from 2 exons. The record is from RefSeq and is a predicted model, not a curated record. Bases 130 to 1218 code for a protein of 362 amino acids. Lineage: Eukaryota; Metazoa; Arthropoda; Insecta; Diptera; Culicidae.